This is a messenger RNA of Papaver somniferum (opium poppy), 1044 nucleotides long. RefSeq names its product putative F-box/LRR-repeat protein At5g41630. Gene Ontology annotation, molecular function: protein binding. The record is from RefSeq and is a predicted model, not a curated record. Lineage: Eukaryota; Viridiplantae; Streptophyta; Magnoliopsida; Ranunculales; Papaveraceae. The transcript is spliced from 4 exons. Bases 1 to 1044 code for a protein of 347 amino acids.
AUGGGAGAGGAUAGAAUAAGUAAUUUACCUGAUGAAAUUUUGCACCGUAUUCUUUCAUUGGUACCAGCUAAAUGUGCUAUGUCUACCUGCAUUUUGUCCAAAAGAUGGAAGUAUGUAUCCAACUCAAUCUCUACACUUGAUUUUCGUAAAUGGCGAACUCAAAAACCUUUUAGCGAAGAAGGAAAGCUGGAAACCAAAUCGUUCAAGAAUUUUCUGGACACAGUAGUGUUUCUCCAUGAAAAGCCUAAUAUCCAGAAAUUCUAUCUUGAUUUGAAUGAGGAUUUUGACGAAUCUCAAGUUUUUAGAUGGGUCAGUAAUAUCAUAAAGCGUAAAGUUGAAGAAUUUUAUCUUUACAUGACAUAUUCGAGGACAUCCUGCAUAUUUCCUCUGUCAUUUUUUACCUAUGAUUCGUUGACACUGCUGGAUUUAAGUUUCGACAAUGAUGUUGUUGAGGCUACGGUGGAGAUUUAUGCUCCUAAUUUAUUGACCAUUAGCUACAUAGCAGUGGCAACAAAUGACUUUCCCCUCAGUAGCUUUCCAUCACUAGAGGAGGCCAAAAUUAGAUUUGAUCUUCGGGAUUGCGACGAAUACGACAUCCUAAACGAAGUAUGUGUCAAGAUUUUUGAAAAGUUUUCAAGUGCAAAGCUCCUUAAAAUCUGUGCUGAAUUAUUUCUGGUUCUAAAUGAAUCAGAUAUCCAGUUGAACAAUUCACUUACAUUUAACAAUUUGAUCCAUCUGGAAGGUUGUAAAAUCGCUUUCGUAGAAGAUGAUGAUUAUUGGUCACUUCCUAAGUGUUUGUCUCCACACCUCAGGGCAAUCAAAUUCAAAAUAUUUGGAAGUCAAUUAAUGGAUCUAAAUACGAUUAAGCUCUUUCUGAAGAAUGGUCGUUUUCUUGAGAGUGUAACCAUUGAAGCUUCUCGAAGGCUCUCCGAAGACCAUUUGAGACAAAACAGUGUAAUGAAGCAGCUUCUAAUGUUUCCGAAACCCCCAAAUUGUGUGGUUAAGUUCUUGACAAGCUCUGAAGACACUCAACAUUACUUUUAA